AUGUCUGAAAAAGUCAAAGAUGCUGUGGUUUCAGAGGCCAAAACUACUCGUGCACUUGCUCAAGAGAUAGUGAUGUCCGGCGCAUACCUAUAUCCAUUCAAGGCGACAUUACAGGGCAUCUUCUUUUUUGCGACCCACAAGGACCUAUGGCGCCCGUUUCUCGCCCGUGCUGGGCGGACAAUCACACUGGGAGUAGGAGUAACAAGCGCGAUGUUCUUCUUCACCUAUGUGCCGCAGAUGGCCAUCAUGGCUUUCACCAGCGGCCCGCUAGCCGCUAUCUCCGCAGCGAUUUUGGUGCUUAGCGAGAGCUCCGCGAUCACAAACGUCUUAUCGCGCUCGUUCCUCGUUGAAGAUGCUCUGAUCGAUACCUUCGAUGGUACCCUCGUCGCACGCGACCAGGAGCCUCUUGUCGCACAAGGCCGUGAGAUCAAGGCUCGAUCAGGUGGAAGAGAUGCAAUGGCUAGGCUUGGGAAGAUAUUUACUCGUCCGUUGGCUCGGUUGCAUCCACGAGCGCUGCUGCGAGCCUUGAUCGUCUUGCCCCUGAACCUCAUCCCCGUGGUCGGCACUGCGUUGUAUAUUUUCGUACAAGGGAAAAGAGCAGGCCCAGCAUUCCAUGCAAGAUACUUCCAACUCAAAGGGUGGAACUCGACACAGCGAGAGGAAUGGAUUGCUAGUAAUCGAGCUGCAUACACCGGACUUGGGAUGGCUUCUUUCCUUUUGGAAAUGGUACCGUUUGCGUCCAUGGUCUUCUCUUUUACCAACACUGUCGGUGCAGCACUGUGGGCUGCCGAUUUGGAGAAAGCGAACAAGUAG
This is a messenger RNA of Penicillium brevicompactum, 813 nucleotides long. Its product is annotated as EI24 domain-containing protein. The coding region runs from base 1 to 813 and encodes 270 amino acids. The record is from RefSeq and is a predicted model, not a curated record. NCBI's taxonomy places the organism in Eukaryota, Fungi, Ascomycota, Eurotiomycetes, Eurotiales, Aspergillaceae. The transcript has 3 exons. Gene Ontology annotation, cellular component: lipid droplet; ascospore wall; prospore membrane.